AUGUCACAUUUAAUCUAAAAAUAUUUGUUAACCUAAUUAGAAAGACAUUGUAUUGUAUCUGAAAGUCACUUAAUAGAAUAUGCUGAUUCUUUAAGCAACAUAGUUGAAGAUCCUCCGGAUUCUCAGUUUUAAAUUUCUUACCAGAAUUAUUACAAAGGUAUUGAUUCUGCUCCAUUACAAUCAACAACAAUAAAGCCUAAGGAUUUGCAAAGAUUGGAAUCAGAAAAUUGGAGCAAUUCAGAACUAUAAAUGAGUUCAAAUCUAGUUAUUUAACGUCAAGGACGCAACCCUUGCUGUCAAAGUUCUUAGAUCUGUUAAUUAAUUUGA
Paramecium tetraurelia is the source of this 327-nucleotide messenger RNA. RefSeq lists its product as uncharacterized. The record is from RefSeq and is a predicted model, not a curated record. The transcript has 2 exons. Lineage: Eukaryota; Ciliophora; Oligohymenophorea; Peniculida; Parameciidae.